UUCCCACGUGCUUGCGGCUUGUCAGACAGUUUUUCUUGUUGCACUCGGGUCAACAAUGAGUGGAGAACACGAAAAUAAGAGUCAGGAGAUCCCCGAGUGCUCCAAAACUGCUGUUCUGGUGGAGAGCCAUCCCCUGCCGCAGGACACUCCAAGGGUCAGAGGCUAUGACUUCAACCGGGGCAUCAAUUACCACGAACUACUCGAGACGUACAAGUACUCUGGCUUCCAAGCCACGAAUUUUGGCCUCGCAGUCGAGGAAAUCAACAAAAUGUUGGAUGAGAGAGGGAAGCCCCUGGGGGAGGGCCAGGAAGACGAUUACGAGGAGGACGAGUUCAUCAGGAGGAAGAGCUCCUGCACCAUCUUCCUGGGGUACACCUCCAACAUGGCGUCUUGCGGAGUCAGGGAGUCCAUUCGGUUCCUCAUUCAACACAAAAUGGUAGAUUGCAUCGUGGCAACUGCUGGAGGUGUUGAGGAGGAUUUGAUAAAGUGCCUGGGGCCCACGUACCUCGGUAAAUUCGAAUUGGAUGGGAAGCAACUGAGGGAUCAAGGGAUAAACAGAAUUGGGAAUCUCCUGGUGCCUAACAGUAAUUAUUGCCUCUUCGAGGACUGGCUGAUGCCUAAACUAGAUGCCAUGCUGCAGGAGCAGAAGGAAAAGGGAACUGUCUGGUCUCCCUCGAAGAUAAUCCGACGUCUCGGAGAAGAGAUAGACAAUCCAGAGUCUAUUUACUACUGGGCAGCGAAGAAUAAAAUUCCAGUGUUCAGUCCUGCUUUGACUGAUGGCAGUCUUGGGGACAUGAUGUAUUUCCAUUCGUUCAAAAAUCCUGGACUGAUCGUUGAUAUUCUAUCAGACUUGAGGAGAUUGAAUACGAUGGCUGUGAAGGCUGUGAAGACUGGAAUGAUUAUAAUUGGGGGUGGCUUGAUCAAGCAUCACAUUUGCAAUGCUAACUUGAUGAGGAACGGUGCCAACUUCUCGGUCUUCCUGAACACAGCCUCCGAGUUCGACGGCAGUGACAGUGGAGCCCGCCCCGACGAGGCAGUCUCCUGGGGAAAAAUUCGAAAGGACGCAACUCCAGUAAAAAUUUACGCAGAGGCCUCCCUAGUCUUCCCCCUCCUCGUGGGGGAGACCUUCGCCCGACGAUUCCACGAAAAAGCCCCAAACCCCUAAUUAAAAGAGACAAUUACCCGAAAAAUCCCCGAUCUCCGAGAAAAAAAAAAUCACCAGAUGCAAUCCCAUUGGAACGUUUCAGGGGCCCUGGCGCCUGCGCUCCACCUGCACCCCCAAUGGAACAGGUGAGAGAUACAGAACAGGGUUGCAAUAGGGGUUGAUAGGCAUCCACUACAGUACAAGAAAUAUCGUUUGUCAGUUGUUUCCCGUGAGCCCGCGCACGCGGACGGGCGUGUGUGUGAAUUAUCAAUCCAUUCCCCCACCCGUACCGUCGUGAAUAAAAUAAUCAUUGAUCCUUAA
Messenger RNA from Diachasma alloeum, 1465 nucleotides. It is a transcript of the gene Dhps, whose product is annotated as probable deoxyhypusine synthase. Lineage: Eukaryota; Metazoa; Arthropoda; Insecta; Hymenoptera; Braconidae. Gene Ontology annotation, biological process: peptidyl-hypusine biosynthetic process. Gene Ontology annotation, cellular component: cytoplasm. Gene Ontology annotation, molecular function: deoxyhypusine synthase activity. The record is from RefSeq and is a predicted model, not a curated record. The coding region runs from base 56 to 1165 and encodes 369 amino acids. The transcript is spliced from 7 exons.